This is a messenger RNA of Vanessa tameamea, 1527 nucleotides long. RefSeq names its product plasminogen activator inhibitor 1-like (gene serpin-13). Gene Ontology annotation, molecular function: serine-type endopeptidase inhibitor activity. The transcript is spliced from 9 exons. Bases 68 to 1411 code for a protein of 447 amino acids. Lineage: Eukaryota; Metazoa; Arthropoda; Insecta; Lepidoptera; Nymphalidae. The record is from RefSeq and is a predicted model, not a curated record.
UCCGUUACGUCCUCUGGCAGUAGCCUCACUCCGCUUAUACAGUCAAGUCUCAAGUGGGAAUAUAAAAAUGAGCUUGGAGAUAAAAACAAUUUUUAAUCUGAGUCUUAUUUGCUUAUUUGCUCUUUGUGGACAAGUGCGAACUGAAGACCUAAAUGGGACUACAACAGUAACGCCAGAAAGUAUCGACAAAGAUGAUCUGGCGAAUGUCAUUAAUAAUGUUGGAUAUAAAAUCAUGACAAAUAUGAUGAGUGCAGAAAUCGAUAAAAAUAUUAUAAUAUCUCCAGUGGGAAUUGCAGGAUUGCUGGCAAUGACUCUUUUGGGUACUGUCGGAAAGUCAUACGAUGAGCUGGCCGAGACGCUCGGGUUUUCUCAAGACAUAAUAAUGAAUCGUCAACAUCACGAAAACUUUGGCAAUCUAUUAAAGAGUUUGAAUUCAAAUGAUACAACAACCAAAACGAUGUACGCCGACGCACUUUUCAUUGACUCUAAGUCAAAGCUUCGAGAAGCGUUUCGAACAUACUUGAAAACUGUUUACGAAGGCGAAGCAAGAACAGUUGACUUCAGUGACAGAGAUACCGUUAAAAUGGAAAUAAACGAGUGGGUGAGUAAUCACACAAAUGGAAAAAUUUCGGACUUUUUAAAAGAACCACUUCGAGGCGACACCAAGACAGUCUUAAUGAGUGCCUUAUAUUUUAGUGGAAAAUGGAAAUCACCGUUUUUUCAAGAAUACACGAUGAAAUUCCCGUUUAAGAAAAGUAAUGGAGUAGUAUUGACAGACCUUAUGAUGAACAUGGGACAUUUUGAUAGCAUUUACUCGGUGGAAGAUGAUGUUCACAUGGUAGCGAUUCCUUACAAUGACGGCACAACGUUAUAUGCACUCAAACCGCGAAAACCUCAUAAGCAGAACCUAACAGAGCUCAUGAACAAUUUAAACUACACAAAGAUUGACAAUCUUAUCAAUAAAAUGCAAAGUAGAAAGUUAAUCAUUAGGUUCCCGAAAAUGGACCUAAACUUUAGUGCCAAUUUAGAAGAUCCACUAAAAGCAUUAGGAAUUCAAUCUAUUUUUAUACCCGGGAAAGCAAACUUUGCUCUUAUGAUUGACAGUACUAAUGCCUUAAACAAGACUGAGAAUGAAUUAAUUGCAAGAAUAAAUUAUUCUAAAGAUUUAGACCUAAACUUGAAGAAUAUCAUUGAUGAUCUACCGAAUCCUGGUGUUUACGUAGAUUCUAUACUACAUGAUGUAAGAAUAACGAUAGAUGAAUAUGGAACAGAAGCAGUUGCAGCAACUCUUGGAAUAUUAGGUAGAUCAGCUGAAAUGUUUUAUGCAGAUUCACCAUUUUAUAUGUUUAUAAGAAAUGACAAAACUAAACUUGUUACAUUCAGUGCUGUUAUAUUUGAUCCCACUUGUUAAAAUUGAUAUAGCAUUGAAUUUAUUAAAUAAUAUAAUAAUAUAUACAUGUAUAAUAUUCAAAUAUGUUUAUUAUACAGAUAAUUAAUACUGUAUAAUAAUUAAAAAAUAUUUAUUUU